Molecule: messenger RNA, 5268 nt
Organism: Bactrocera neohumeralis
Lineage: Eukaryota; Metazoa; Arthropoda; Insecta; Diptera; Tephritidae
Product: odorant receptor 7a-like
Exons: 3
Coding region: 3924-5126 (400 amino acids)
Biological process (GO): detection of chemical stimulus involved in sensory perception of smell; sensory perception of smell
Cellular component (GO): plasma membrane
Molecular function (GO): olfactory receptor activity; odorant binding
Source: RefSeq, a predicted model, not a curated record
UUAUUUAUGCAGUGUUUUUGGCCGCUGAUUCCAUACAAGACCGAUCACUGUACAUCGCCCCAUUCGCAAACGGGUACCCGGGUACACAGUGAAAAUCAUAGGAAACAAAUUAAGGAUAAUUUCUAUAUGUUUAUCGUUUUUCUAAAAAACCCUAUGUGUCUGACAGUAUAAGAGUUAAACAUAGUAUAUGUAUCAGAGAACUGCAACGAGUAAUAAAUUUUUGUUCAUAAGCGGGUAUUGCUCCGUUACUCUGUCUGAUCCUGUCAGUUCGAUUCAUGUACAACCGAACCGUUUGUCUUCAAAUCGGCGUUAGAGAACAACUUUAAGUCACUAUCGAUCAGCUUAUACAUGAUUUGUUUAUGAACGUUCGCAUCAGCAGAUAAUACCUGAAAUGAUGAAUACGUAUGCUUCAAUGAUUGAAAUGAUCGACAGCGUUCGGUUCGUAUAUCAUCAUCUACACACUGAUUUACUCGUGCACUUCUGUUCUAUUUCAAAUACAUUUGUAUGUAUACACAUAUGUUAUAUGUAUAAUGGAAAUUCCAUCCAGUAAAUACAUAUGAAUAACCAAUGUAUGUAUAUAAGUAUGUACGUACCCGAUGGAUUUUCUAUUGUUUACGCUUCGAAAAUUUGUAACAUGCACACAUUUUCAAAACUGAUACAUUUAUUGCUACACAUGAUUCAAAUCAAUUCAGCAGAAAAUUGUUGUUGUUUGCUGUACUCGUAGAUUUACUUAUAGUUUACCCGAAGUUUCACAUCAAUUCAAAUAAUCGUCGCAACGCUAUGAACUGACAUGAUACGAUUUGAACCGAAGCCAACCAUACCGUUUACUCGAGCGUGAUUGCCGAAGAACAGAUGGUUCAUGUUGCAUCAAAUCAGUUGACGUUGGCGGGUACUCGAAUUGAUCAACAAUGUUGUCUAUGAUGAACUGAGUUGAUUUGAUUGUGUUUUUGGCACGAGUGUUUGUUCUGAUUUGAUCAUACUCGUUGCAGCUCUCUGAUAUGCAUAUAUAUACAUAAAUAAUCGCUUGGAUUUCGGUCCUCUGGAUAACUUUUCAUACCUUACAGUAUUUCCCAGGCUUUGAUUCCUGGAAGUUGCAAGAGUAUAAAAUGUUUGGUUGCACUCGAACUUAACCCUUCCUUACUUGUUUAUAACUAACGACAUUGAACACAUUGUACAAGAUUCACGGGGUGCUCGUCACAUAUUGGCUUGUAACAAUUUGCACAGUUCUUACGAGUCUUUCGGCGUCUUUUUAUCGGCAAGGCAUUGCAGACAUGGCAAGAUUCUGUUAAUAUUUUUUUACACAUCACAAACUGGAGCUGCCUUGUCUUCUUUUUUACGUUGACUUCAAGUAUUACUAUCGUCGAGUCUUACAAACGCAAAAUCAGUCCCAUCGUGGCGCGAUACAGCGGAUAAGAAUUGGAGUGCCACAUAGUAAAAGUAUGAUCUGUAUUUGAAUUAUUUGCGCCAGCAAAAAUCAAGAUACCGAAGAAUGAAUAAGUUUCGGGUAUCGUAACGGGCUUCCAUUGAUGCUGAGAUUUUGGAUGGUCAGAAUUAUAUUCUUGAAAAAUAGUUUCGGCUUUUUUGUUAGUGUGACGGGCGAUUAUACCAACAAUUUCGUAGGUAAAUAUUUUUUCUGAUGCUGAGUUAUUCGAAUUUUGCUUCAAGCAUAUUAUACUUCGCAAUAAAAAUCCCAUAUGAUUCUUGAGCUCGUCCUAAAAUAAUAGUAACGACAUAAAUUAAUUAUUUAAGAACAAACAAUUAUUAUUUCAAUCAUUGUUAAUAACAAAUGUUUUACUGUCGCCUUCCUCAAUCUCGCUAUUCUAAACCUCGUCUUGUACUGCUAAAUUCCCUUCAGCGAUUUCUCCCGUAUCUUCAGAAUCUUCUGGUUGACCAUGUUCUCAAUGAUUUUCUUGAUUUAAAGUUUGACGUUUAGCUGUAUUUGCUGAAGUCCAGUCUUUGUCAUCACUGUCAGAUAAUCCGCUCGAAUCACUGUCAUAAUCUCCAAGUAGUUUUCUCAAAUAUUCAUUUCUUUCGGUUGCACUUAACCUAAUGAAUUAAUUAUUAUAUUAUAUGAGUCGCUAAUAAUUUAAUUACACAGAAUUUAAAUUAAAACAAUAUGUAAUACAAGUAAUGUACAUAAUAAUGUUAAAUAUAUGUAAAGUUUAUUUACCUAAAUAGUCAGCUCUCGACAGUUGUUCCAUAGCUUUAUUUUUCAUUGUGAAAGAAACACCAUAAAUAAUACACGUCUGACUCCACCAAAAUCUAAUACGUACCAAAAAAUACUCGACUCUAGUGUUGCGUUUUUUUCUCUCCAAUGGCAUCUGCUCGGCUCCCAACGAUGACCAACGGCAGACUACCUGGAGUGCCCCAAAUAGGUUUAAGAUGUCAUUCACAAUUCUACAUUGUUAUUAUUAUUUAUUUUUCUUUACAUUGUUACUAAUUAUUAAUAUUUAAAAAAAAAAAUAAUCAAAAAAAAAUUUUUUAAUAAAAUAAAAAUUUGUAUAAUACUCAUGUUUGGGUUGUUAAAAGACGUCGGUAAAGUUGGUUGCUAACAUAAGGGUUAAGAUAAUGCCUGAAGGUAUCCCUACCGACACUGUGACAAUGUAUGUAAUCGGAAGAUAACUCCGCUCACUACCCAUAUUAUGGUACUGUUAAAAAAUACUAAAAGCUCGAUAUAUUGAUAACCAAUAACUUCAGGGACAUUAAAGUUUUAUCAUCGAGAUGGUAUUAGACAGAUUUAUAAGUUCCAAAUUGUACAAUGGGCGUGGCAUCGCUCUCUUUUUGGUGAAAUCGCAUAUUUCGGGAUCUGCUAAACCGAUUUCAACCAAAUUCGUAAAAUGACUACAUUGAGAUUCCUCUGUCACAGUAUGAAAUCGGACUACAAUCUCGCAUUUACAAUUUUAGAUUCUUUUAUUUUACGAUAUACAAAUCAAGAAACAAUUAAUGUAACGGGACAAAACUUUGCACGAAUUGUGUCUUUGACGUGAGCCACCUCAUGACUACAAACUAUCCAAAUUGAAUCAAAACUGUUCAAGUUAUAGUUAACUAUUGACUGAAAAUGUCAGUAAAUGUGUGAGAUAUAUAAUUGAAAUUCAAGGAUAAUCUUUGCCUGGCAAUAGCAUGUCUAUGUGUAAAAAAUGGAUUGAAUCGGGUGGGGAAGUAUUGACCAGCUCCAUAUACCUAAUUUCGAACAUCCGGGUGACUGUAUACCGUAUAUAUCGGCCAACAUAUGAAUUAUUUAAUGAGAAUGAGAGAGCGUGAUUUACUCACAACUGUGUAUCUUUGUGUUAAAAUGGUUAAAAUUGGGCGAAAACUUAACCUAACCUCCAUAUACCUAAUAUCAGGAUUUUCGAACACCCGGCUGACUUUAAUUACUUAUACAUGAUUGUAGGUGAGGAACCUUGAUGAAACCUUAAGAGCUCUUUAUUAGUUUGUAGCCUGUUAACUGCAUCUAGUAUUGGCACAAGAUAGUUAAAAUCGGAUCAAUACUAUCUCCUAUAUACUCAAUAUAAAAUGGUAUCUAGUCCCUUUGACGUACGCCCCUGCUGCAGCUUGUCACCCUUGUGGGGAUUCUUUCUUGUAAGCUGUACUAAACUUAUGAUUAAACUCAUGUUUGAGACGAAAAUGGUUGACGACCUAGCGAGGUUAUCGAUUUCAAUUUAAUCAAAUCUUGUUUCUACGGAAACAUUAAACACUCAAUCUACAUUGGAAUCACGACUACAAGCGGCAACUCUGCAAUUCAGUUUCCAUUAAUCGAUGAUUUAAGAAGUUCGGAUUCGGGCGAUUUCAACAAUCGAUAAUCAUAUUUUUCCAUUUUUCCUCUUCGUCCUAUUUAUAAAUAACUGUAUUUAUUUCAGAAUAUCUGUAAAACGAUUAUUUUAUUCUUCUUACGUGGUGAUUGCAAAGCAAAGCUUUCGAGGAAUAUGCGUACCUUCUUCGACUUAUAUUAUGGACGUGGUAGUGAAGAAUUCGAGACAAAUGAAUCGUUUCAGAUGAUAUUUUCGUGUUGGGCACUACUUGGGAUAAAACCAUUGAAACCUUAUGGGUUCCUUCGAUCAUUGCACGUGGCGUUCGGCUGUAUUUGUCUGUUCAUGUGCCCGGUGGUUUUCGUUGUUGGCUUCAUGCAAGUUUCGCAAAAUUCAUCUAUGACCGUUAUACUUACUACUCUACAAGCAACAGUCAAUGCGCUAGGUCUACCGCUAAAGACGCUCGUUGUGGUAUUGUACAUAGAUCGUCUACGUAGUGUCGAACCGAUUUUCAAAAGUUUGGAUGGACGCUAUCAGAAUCCACAGGGACGUUUCGCAAGAAGGGAACACGUUAUCCAAUCAGCACACUUAUUCGUAACUCUUCUCGCUUUAUAUUUCGCUUAUUGCACCGUUUCUUGGCUAACAUCAGUUUUUACGCACACUCAACCGCUAAACAUAUGGUUGCCACUUCUUGACUGGAUACCACAUCCGUCCAUACACUUUUGGCUUCAUUUUCUCAUCGAGGUGGUUUAUUUAUACUUUUUGCUGAUCAUUCAAUGCAUGAACGAUCUAUAUCCGGCUGUUUACAUCAAAGCCUUACGUACACAUAUCAUUUUGCUAGCGGAACGUGUCAGCAGGUUGGGCGAGAAUCCGGAGCUAACCGACGAGGAUAAUUAUCACGAAUUAAUUGAUUGCGUACGCUCGCAUCAGGAAUUAUUGCAAAUCUCUAGGGCUGUGGGCUCUGUUUUCUCGAUCACCGUCUUUAUACAGCUGACAAUAGCUGCUGCCAUACUCUGUGUUUGCAUGCUCAACUUUUUUUUAUUUGCCGACGCGAAUCAUCGGGCAAUUACGAUUGUCUAUUACGGUUGCUUGGUGAUGCAAACCUCACUCACUUGCUAUCAGGCAUCGAUGCUCGAGGUGGACUGCGUAAAGUUGGCCAAUGCGAUCUUCCAUUGCAAUUGGUGGAAUAUGGAUAGACGUUCGCGUCGUGUAUUGAUCUAUUUUUUGCAUCGCGCACAGAAGGAAAUCUCUUUUGUAGCUGUUAAGUUUUUCAAAAUUAAUUUGGGCACUUUUCUGUCGAUCGCCAAAUUCUCAUUUUCUUUAUAUACCUUCAUGAACAAAGUGGGUGUUGGCGAGAAUAUAAAGUAUCAACUGGAAUAAAGAAGCGAAGAUAUAAUGAUUUAAGUCAAAAGUGUCGUCUAAGCUGAAUUUAUUGUAGUUUUAUAAAUUUGAUGUUACUUGUUUUAAGCUUUAUAUUGUCGUUAAUAUAUAGUUUUCAAAUAUUAAUCAAUUAGAAAAUUCA